Messenger RNA from Aspergillus calidoustus, 2322 nucleotides. Lineage: Eukaryota; Fungi; Ascomycota; Eurotiomycetes; Eurotiales; Aspergillaceae. The record is from the annotation of a GenBank genome assembly.
AUCGUUUGCACUACUGCAGGCUCCACGUUCGGUCUCCUCCCCCGGGUUUUAGGUUGAGCCGGGGCAGUUGCAACAAUUUCAUUUUCUCCCGUCGUCCGAUCGCACUUUUCUGGAUUUCUAACUUUCCAACGGCCAAACCCCAAAUUACCUCCUCGCCUGGGGUGGAUCUGUUCCGGGGUCCCGGUGGCGAAUUAACAACCGGCGUGUGGGAUCACCUCAGUACUGGAAUCUUAUUUAAACCGAUGAUCCCCUUGCCGGAUACUCGUAAUAUUAAUCCCAGUCCUCCAGGAGUUGGUGACUGAAUUGCCUUCAUCAUCGGCUACGAGUUUCCGCUCCAUCAGUCUGUCGGUCGAGUUCGCCAUGGGCUACACAACCAUCUGGCGGAGCCUCUCGCCCCGCCAGCUCAACUUUGCUAUCCAGCUCUUCUCCCUCAUCUGCAUCUUCUUCGAGGGCUAUGACCAGGGCGUCAUGGGCGGCGUCAACGCCGCGCCCUACUACGUGACCGAGGUCGGGAUCGGUGAGCCCGAUGGCACCGUCACCGAUACGACGCACCAGGGGGGCAUCGUGAGUAUCUAUUAUCUCGGCUGCAUCUUUGGGUGCUUUGCCGGUGGGUGGCUUGCCGACCGCAUCGGCCGGAUCAAUGGCUUGUUUAUCGGGUCGAUCUUUGCUGCCGUGGGUGGUGCCCUGCAGGCGGCGAUUCAGAGCUCGGAUUUCAUGCUGGUUGCUAGAGUCAUAACGGGCAUUGGGACUGGAGCACUGACGGGUAUCACCCCCGUCCUGGUCUCGGAGACGUCCUCUGCCCAGCACCGCGGUGGAUUCCUGGGUUAUGUCUUCAUCGCCAACUACCUCGGAAUCUCGGUAGCCUACUGGCUCUCCUUCGGCCUCGCCUUCAUCAACAACGGCUACUCGGACAUCCGCUGGCGCUUCCUCCUUGCAUUCCAAUGCGUCCCCGCCAUCCUGCUGGUCCUGUUCAUCAAGAUGCUGCCAGACAGCCCUCGCUACUACGCCUCGGUCGGCCGCAACGAAGAGGCGCGAGACCUGUUGACGAGGAUCCGAGAGCACAAGGCCACGCCCGAGGAGAUUGAGCGCGAGUACCUGGAGAUCGUCGCCAUGGCGCAGGAUAGCCAGCCGAGCUCGCCGAUUCAGUUUGGCAAGAUCCUGGUUGGAAGGGGAGGGCGGCCCGGUGCCAAUUUGGGUCGGAGGGCGUGGUUGUGUGUUUGGUUGCAGAUUAUGGGCUCGUGGACUGGGAUUACGGCCGUCACGGCAUACUCGCCUGUCCUCCUCAGCCAAGCUGGGUACAGCGAUCUCACGCAGAAUGGUCUGGCGGGCGGACUGAACACGAUCGGAAUCAUCGGUACGAUUAUCAGCGCGCAGAUUGUCGACCGGAUCGGACGGAGAAUGUGUUUGAUGCUGGGUGCGCUUAGUCUGUUCAUUGUCGAGGUCGUGGUAAGUUUCACCUAUCCCAUCUCUCGACCAUCGCUGACAGUUGUAGGCCGGCUCCGUCUACGAAGCCUCCCUGCAAAACCCGGACAAAGCCUCGCAGUACGCGCCCGCCGCCGUCGCAAUGCUCUUCCUCUUCAACCUCGCCUACGCCUCGACCUGGGGAACAGUCGCCUUCCUCAUACCGACGGAGAUCUUCCCCUCGGACCUGCGCGCGCAGGGUAACGGCUUCGGAAUCACGGGCUGGGCGAUCGGCGUCGGGAUGACGACGCUGGUCAACCCGAUCAUGUUCGAUAGCCUGAAGUCCCGGAGUUAUUUCCUGCUCGCGGGGCUGAAUCUGCUCUGGAUCCCGAUUGUGUAUUUGUUUUACCCGGAGACGUGCAAUCGGUCGCUCGAGUCGAUUGAUGCGUUGUUUUCGACGCCGAGUCCGUUCUUCUGGGAGAUGGAGCGUGCGUAUAAGCUGCAUAGUGAUGUGCUGGCGGAGAGGGGAAUUGAGGUUUCGGCUGGCAAGGUCGAGGAGGAGAGGAGUGAGAAGCCCGCUGAAUCGAGGGUGUAAACGCGUGGGGCAGGUUGUUAGGCUGGUGGGUUUAUGACGAUGAGAGGAAUUAUAUGUAGCAACAUAGCCAUAUGCUCGUCCUCAAUAUUAGUCUCUGAUGAGAAUCAAUCCAAUCAAUUCUUCGCAGCUCGCAGCCGCAGCCCGCAGCCCUGAAGCCGAACCCCUUCGGCGUCCCACUGUAAACCCCAAGGGCCUUGGCUCAUUGUCUCAGGGCUGAGGCUUGACCAAAUGCAUGGCGGAAGUCCGCUAGCUCAAUCUAAUACAGGGUCGGUCUGUUGUUGCGCUGGGUCCAGACUCCGGGCUCCAAGUUUAAGGCUGCGCCCCCG